CCAAGAUGGCGGACGAGGAAGCUAAAAACGACAAAGGGUUAGAAGGUACAGAAAAACAAACUGAAAAUCGCCAAACUGUACCUCCUAACGGCACCAAGACAAAAGCAGAUAGUAGUAAAAAUGGUGAAAAGCAAAAAGUUGAAGUACUCCUAAAAGCAGCUGGGGAUGCACCAAUAAUGAAGAAGAAGAAGUGGACAGUCGAAGGAACUAAAACGAUUGCAUAUCUGAUUGAAUUUAUAAAGAAGUACAUCAGAUGUGAACCAUCAGACUCACUGUUUCUGUAUGUUGGACAAGCAUUUGCUCCUUCUCCAGAUCAAGUUGUUUCCAAUCUUUAUGAAUGUUUUGGAGCUGAUGGAAAACUAGUUUUACAUUACUGUAAGAGUCAAGCCUGGGGAUAAUCUUAUAGAAUACUGAAAAGCAAAAUAAACUCAUGUAAAUAAUGCAGGCAAUAUUAAAUUUCAUAAAAAAAGACUAGAACUCAGCAAUUGAAAGAUGAAGUACUUCCAGUCCAGUGUAAAAAUAUACAAUGCAAUGAAAAUCCUAACUGGAGAUAUAGAAGACAUGAAGCCAAUGAUCAUUAGAUUUAAAGAGAAGGGAUGGAUGGACAGACAGAAGAUAGACAGAUUAAUAGAUAGUGGGACAGACAGACAGACACACAGGUAGACAGAUUAUACAGUAAGAUAAACAAAAAGAUAAACAGAAGAGAAGUUUGUACAAAUAAUGCUUCAAAUUUCAUUUGAAAUACAAGGCUGUUUUUAUCAACAAAA
Actinia tenebrosa (Australian red waratah sea anemone) is the source of this 767-nucleotide messenger RNA. Its product is annotated as ubiquitin-like protein ATG12. Gene Ontology annotation, biological process: autophagy of mitochondrion; autophagosome maturation; protein lipidation involved in autophagosome assembly. Lineage: Eukaryota; Metazoa; Cnidaria; Anthozoa; Actiniaria; Actiniidae. Gene Ontology annotation, molecular function: Atg8-family ligase activity. The record is from RefSeq and is a predicted model, not a curated record. Gene Ontology annotation, cellular component: Atg12-Atg5-Atg16 complex; autophagosome membrane; cytoplasm.